Australozyma saopauloensis is the source of this 11328-nucleotide messenger RNA. It is a transcript of the gene TRA1, whose product is annotated as histone acetyltransferase. Gene Ontology annotation, cellular component: NuA4 histone acetyltransferase complex; nucleus; SAGA complex. Gene Ontology annotation, biological process: regulation of DNA-templated transcription; DNA repair. The coding region runs from base 1 to 11328 and encodes 3775 amino acids. The transcript has a single exon. Lineage: Eukaryota; Fungi; Ascomycota; Pichiomycetes; Serinales; Metschnikowiaceae. Gene Ontology annotation, molecular function: protein binding. The record is from RefSeq and is a predicted model, not a curated record.
AUGGAUUACGCCUCUCAGCUCGACACCUUCGUGGAGCGGCUCGCCGCUGCCGGAGAUGACUACAACGAGGCUCAAUCCAUUCUUCUGGAGCUCUUAGACAUGAUAGAGGCCUUUAAUGGCGCCAGCGAGUAUGCCUACUUUCUCAAGAACCUAGUGCCCAUAUUUCUUCAAAAACUCGAGCUGGUGCCCAUCAAAUUUGUCAGCACGUGUCCCGAACACAAACUCCGAAACCUUAUCUUGGAGAUCAUCCACCGGCUGAUCAUGACAGAGACGUUUGAGCCGUAUUCGCAAGGCAUCUUGACCUGUUUGACGAAAAUACUCCCCGAGGAGAACGAAGACAACGGUGUGUUGUGUUUGAAAAUAGUUUCCAGUUUACAUAAGGCAUAUAAGACCACUUUAUCCGAGCAAGUUGACCCGUUCCUUGCGAUUAUUGAUACUGUUUAUGACAACUUAGACCAGACAGUGAAGGACGUCUUUGCGCGCGGGGGCGCUGUCGAUGCAGCUGAAGCCGAGUCGGACGGUGAAGCCGGAGAUGAUGACACCGGGAAGCUCGCGUCGUUCGUAGAUGAGGAGAAGGAGAAGUCCAAGACAAUGAACCAUGCCAUGCACUCAUUCAAAGUGCUUGCCGAGUGUCCCAUCACUAUGGUCUCUUUAUACACAUCGUACAAACAUCUUGUGCAAAAGUCUCUCCCCACAUUUCUUCCAAAAAUCAUUCACACCCUUAGCUUAGAGGUUGAGCAGCAGCGUCUUUUCCGUGAAGAACAACUCAAAACCAGCUCUGCCGUAACAGCCAUUCUGCCCCUAAUCACCAACCGCCAGGCAUAUUCGGACUUCAUCUUGGGCCAGGUGAAGGCCGCUUCGUUUCUUGCGUACGUCUUCAUCCGUGGAUACACCAACCAGAGCACGAACAACGAGAAGGCUGUUAUCCCUGACGUAAUUUUACGUUUGCUUCAAGACUGCCCUGCAGAACUUUCGGUGGCCAGAAAGGAGCUUCUUCAUGCCAUCAGACACAUUUUAUCCACGCCCUUCCGUGCCAACUUUGUUCCUAAAAUUGAGCUUCUUUUCAACGAAAAAAUCCUCAUCGGUGACGGUCUCACCUCAUACGAGACUUUGCGCCCAUUGGCAUACUCUACCGUUGCGGAUUUCAUCCAUAACGUGAGAAAUGAACUCACUCCAAAGCAGAUCUGGUCAACUGUGGAAAUCUAUUGUGGACUUCUCAAAGACGAGUCACUCGCGUUGACAGUUCAAAUCAUGAGUGCUAAGCUUCUUCUAAACCUCGUGGAUAAAAUUAUGAAAUUGACUCCGAAAUUGAAAGGUAGACAAUUGUUCAUGAUGAUUAUUGACUCCUACGCCAAGCGCUUCAUGAGUCUCAACCGCAAAUACGACUACAUUCUCAAGAAGCACAAACAAUACGAAAAAAGCAGUAAGGCCAAAGAAUUAGAAGCCAGUCUUGCAAUUAAGAGAUACACCUCCUCGAUCGAAGAGCCUCAACUAGCUGAAAUCAGUUCUCCUCCUGAGGAGAGUCUGGAGGAGAUAACUCAAAUCGAAAUUGACACUGAGCUGCCUCCGGAAGACAUUUUCAGUCUUGAGGAUAUGUCUCCAAUUUGUGUCACCCUGACAACAAAUAGCUCUGAUUCACUUAAAGACGCCCGCUAUUUGUUCCGUACAUUAAUGUCAUUUCUUAAGGCAGUUAUUUUCGGUUUGAAGAAGUGCAACCCAACCGCGCCUUCCACCAUUCCAACUGAUGAAUCUGCCGCUGGUCAAGAAAUCAACGGUGAAAAACGCAAUGACUCAGCUAAACUAAUUUGCCUCGAAGAAAUAAAUAUUCUUAAGAGUUUCUUCCGCGGCGGAAUUAGCUGCCUCAGGUUUUUCCUGAUUUCAAAACCUAAGCCAGGUACUCAACAAAAGACGUUCGAUUUCUCUGCUGGCGGACCGAACUUCCCUAUAACGUCUUCAAAAGAGGAAAAGGAUUUGAUGGAAAUCUUUGCUACCAUCUUCAUUCAUAUCGAUCCUGCCUCAUUUAAUGAAAUUGUGACCGACGAACUCCCAUUCAUGUUUGAUUCUAUGCUUGAAAAUGCUGCUUUGCUUCACUUGCCCCAAUUCUUUUUGGCUAGCGAGGUGACCUCUGCUAACUUCUCUGGUAUUCUCAUUUCAUUCCUUCGUGCAAAGCUCGACCAGCUUGAUAAAGUUGACUUUGUCAAGUCAAACAUUCUCAUAAGACUUUUCAAACUUUGUUUCAUGUCGGUAAACUUAUUCCCGAACACAAACGAGAGUGUCAUCUUACCUCAUGUCAACUUUCUCAUUCUAGAAUCGCUUAAAUUGAUCACGAAAGCAGAGGAGCCUAUCUUGUACGCUUACAUCGUACGUACUUUGUUCCGCAGCAUUAGUGGUGGCAGAUUUGAAAGUCUCUAUAAGGAAAUCUUGCCAAUUUUGCCAGUUGUCUUGGCAAGCUUGAACAAGCUUAUAGCAAAUUCACAAAGAAGUUAUGAGCGCGACUUUUACGUUGAGCUUUGCUUGGUUGUCCCAGUUCGGUUGUCCGCAUUGGUGCCACAUCUCAAGUAUUUGACUACUCCAUUAGUUUACGCGCUCAAUGGAUCACAGGAACUCGUAAGCCAGGGUUUACGUAUUUUUGAGCUAUGUGUUGACAAUUUGACUGCUGAGUACUUUGAUCCAAUGAUUGCAUCAGUCGCUGACCAAAUCAUGGCUGCCCUCUGGCGUCAUUUGGAACCUGUUCCGUACCACCACCAGCACUCUCAUACCGCAAUUCGUAUUUUGGGUAAGUUAGGUGGCAGGAAUCACAAGCACUUGAAACCCUACAAUAAAUUGCAACCCGAAUCGGCAUUGAACCAAGAGGUCAAGGCGCUAUUCAAUGUUCAUGGCUUGAAUGGUAAAGUUCCCCUUUCAAUCACACCAGGAGUGGAGUCAGCUAUUAAACUCAUUGAAGAUCCUCGUUUGAAGGCUCAUUACCGUACAAGCGCAUAUCAUUAUCUUUCCAGUAUCCUCAAGCUCUUUAUCGAUACUACUCCCAUACCAAGUGACUACGCUCAUUUCAUCAAAACUCAAGUAGAGCUCCUCAAACAAGACGAAUUUACCGAAUUUCCAUCACUUGAAGAGACUGGUUUGAAGGAUGCAGCCAAACUUGAACGUCAACAACAGCUAUUCUCUAGGUUGCUUGAAGUCUUGUUUUUCUCAUUGUCAAUCCCAGAAGUGGCUGAGAAUGCAAGUCUCUUAAUCGAUAAUUUGACCACUCAUUUUGUUCUCAUCCACUUGCACACUUCUGUUAUCCAAAAAGUGAAGAAAGAUCGUCCAUUUUCUGUUAAGGAUCAAGAAGGCAAGGCCUACCUUAGUGAAUACGUUUUCUUCAAUGCCUUGAAUUACGCAUUGAGUUCUUGGGACAAGCUGGUCAGACAAAAGGGAAUUGACACCAUAAAAAACAUCUUCAAGAUUUCUGUCACAUUAUUCGGCAAUGCAGAAGAUGCUUUGCAUUCACCUUUAUUCCGCACAAUGUUCUACAAGUUCACUCAUUGUUGCUACAGUGAAUACUAUCAUUACAAACUCGGCGGUGUUCUUGGAUUAGAAACUAUGUUCAAUGAAGUGGAAAUACCCCCAUCAUGGUUUUACAAACGUCAAUUUGAACUCAUUCGUUCCUUGUUUUUCAUCCUAAGAGACACACCCGAAACGGCUCCAUUUGAGGUUUGCGAGUUAGCACAGAACCUUGCACUUAAUGUUCUUGAAAAGUGUAAUACCAAACUCAGCAAAGAAACUAUUCUUGAGAAACCUUUCCAGACUUUGGUAGGAGCAUUGAGUUACGAUUUAGCCAGUGCUGUUCCGAUUGUCAGGGAAGUUUCUCGCAAGGCGCUUCAAGUUUUGUCUGAUACUACUGGAGUCUCCGUGGCCACCAUAAUGGGUCCUUCCAAGCAUUUGUUGCUUACACCUAUUUUUGGUAAGCCAUUGCGUGCUCUUCCAUUUCCUAUGCAAAUCGGAAACAUUGAUGCUAUUACCUAUUGUUUGGGUCUUGAAGAUACAUUUCUUACCUUCAAUGAUGAGCUUAAUAGAUUACUUCUCGAAGCCCUUGCUUCUGUCGAUGCCGAGGACGAAUCAUUGGCAAAUGUUCAUCGUCUUUACGAAUAUCGUACCUCCAAGCAGUUGAUUGAGCUCAGAGUGGUUUGCAUUCAACUUUUGACACUUGCGUUGACAAAGCCUGGCUUUUCUCUCGGAACAUUGUCCGAGGCUCGUAUCAGAAUCUUAGGCGUGUUUUUCAAGGCCUUAUGUAACAAGUCCACAGAAAUUAUCAAUGCUGCGCAUCAAGGUUUGAAAACAAGUCUUGAUGAAAGUGCUAAACUUCCCAAAGAGUUGUUGCAAAACGGUCUCCGUCCAAUGUUGAUGAAUUUGUCUGAUCACAAGAAAUUGACUGUUUCGGGAUUAGAGGCCUUGGCACGUCUUUUGGAGCUUCUUAUUUCGUAUUUCAGAGUGGAAAUUGGUCGGAAAUUACUCGAUCAUUUGAUGGCUUGGGCUCAAAUCAACACUUUGAGACUGAUAGCCGGGCAGGAUUUGGAGAAUAACCACACUGUUCAGAUCGUGAUGGCUAUUCUCAACAUCUUCCAUUUAUUGCCACCUAAAGCAUAUUCGUACAUGGAGGAGAUCAUCAACACUUUGCAAUACCUAGAGGGCCAUUUAGACAGACACCAAAACUCUCCAUUCAGAAAACCAAUCCUUAAGUUUUUGAACAGAUUUGCUGAGAACUGCUUGGAAUACUAUCUUGCCAAUUUCCAGAAUAGAAAACUCGGAAACAUGUUGGCAUACUUUGCAGGUGCUCCUGAUGGGCCAAGAAUUAGAGAGGUGGCAAUAACAAAAAUGGAUUCCAUCGUUCUUGAUGUUGAAAAUGAACUGCCUAGCGAUGUGAAGAUUACAAAGUUUGCUAAUACAAUUGAUUUGGUGGGAGCUAUACUCAAGUACGAACCUGACUGGUUCAAGAACCAAGCUCCUUUACUUAAGAAGUUGACUUCUCUACUCCAAAGUGUUGUUGAGAUUAAAUCAACUUUGGAGCUAGAAUCGAGUGCUCAUCUUCAAGCAGAGCAAGCUAUAAGUAAACUUCAAACCGUCAUAGUUGACUUUUUGCGCGUUAACCCCGAGGAAAAAGACAUCUUGUUCCACAUGGUGGACUCAUUGGCCUCGUUGGAUCUUAAAAUCCAGGCUGAUGUGGAGGACUACAUUUUCAAGAGUAUCGUUGUUUCUGAUGAUGUAUCAAUGAAGCAAGACUAUAUGAGUCGCUGUGUUGACUUCAUUCUGGGUGACACGAAGCUUAAGUCGAAAACUUUUUUCCUCAAAAGACUCUUUGACCUCAUUCUUUUGCGUCAAAUUUCUCUAACAGGUAAUGCCGAUGAUCUCUUCGGGGGUGAUUGGCUCACAAAAUUCUCGGAUCAGUUCUGGAAAUCAGCGAAUGACAUCAUCACAGACCGUACCUCUGGUAAGAAUGAUACUUACCGUUUUGCUCUAUUGGAAACCACAUCAAUCCUUCUUCGCUGGUGUCCUACUAAGAUUGAUGAAUACAGGAAAGACAUCAUCAAAUUCUCGUGGAACUACAUUAAACUUGAAGACAGCAUUACGAAGCAAGUUGCUUAUGUGACUACCGCGUACUUCAUUGCGGCGUAUGAGACACCACCUCAACUUGCAACCCAGGUGUUCGUUGCUUUGCUUCGAACACACCAGAAUGAUUGCAGAAACUUGGUCAGGCAAGCCCUUGAUAUUUUGGCCCCAGUCAUGUCAUUACGUUUGGUGGAUGGCGAAUCGCCCAACAGCUGGUUGAAAUGGCCUCGGCGUGUUCUCUCUGAGGACGGGUUUAACGUCACUCAAGUUCUCAAUGUUUAUCAGUUCAUCAAGCAGAACCCUGACCUAUUCUUCGUGGCUCGGGAGCACUUCAUUUCCAACAUCAUUACUGCCAUGGGUAAGUUGACCAUCUUAGCGAAUGCAGCUCUAGAAAAUCAAGUCUUAGCAAUUGAUCUAGCCGAAUUGAUUCUCAGUUGGGAGAAUAGAGCCAACGAAUUGAAAAAGCAAAAGAAGGUGACGGAAAUUCCAGAGGAAGAUGCAAUGGAAACAGAUGACAACGAGCCAAACAAGGAAUCAAUCAGCAAUGCGGAUUUCGGAACUGCUGAAGAUUACUCUGUGCCUUUCGGCCAACGUGAAGCUUGUAUCACUUUUUUGAUUAGAUACGUGUGCAUCAGUCCUCAGAGAGCAUCUGAGAGUGAAUUAGGACAGAAAGCUUUGGGAGUAUUGUACGAUUUGUUAAGCCCUGAGCACUGGCAGGAUGUCACUGUGAAGGUUACCUUCUUCGAGAAGUUCUUGCUUUCUAAUGACCUCAACUCGUCCAACCUUCUAGGCUACUGUCUCAAUGCUUUGGAGGUUCUUGGUGUUGUCCUUGAGUGGAAGACCCCAGAGUGGAUUAUGUCAAACUUAGACUACCUCCACAAGCUUUUGGAGAAGUGCAUCAAGUCGGAGAACCACGACAUUCAAGAGGUUCUCCAGAGAAUUUUACGUCUCAUCUUGAGAGCAAUCAAUGUUCUGGAAGCAAAUGCUGCUACCGAGGUGGAGGAAGAGUCCGAUGAUUCGGACGCGAAAAACUUUGUUGGACUCUUGACUACAACCGUUUCUGACAACUUGAGUGAUACAACCUCUUUGGCUGCUGGCGUGACACUCGCAUGGACAUUAGCGAAUUACAGGCCAGCAACUCUUGAUCUGCUUCUACCACUGAUCAUGAAGACAUUCAACAAAUUGUGCAAAGACCACAUAGCAAUAACAAACCAACCUUCGCAAGCCGCCAAAGACUCUUCUAGCUCCGGCGAUGAAGCAAAGAUGACCACGAAGUUGUUGGAGAAAAUUUUCAACCUAUGCGCCAUGCGUAUCUCCAGUUUGGGUGACCAAAGAAGAAUUUUCUUGUCUCUUCUUGCCCAAUUGAUUGACAAAUCCUUGGACAAACACACACUUGAAAAGAUUAUCAAGAUCGUUAAAGCUUGGGUUUUUUCACGUACUGACUUGUUUCCUACUACUAAGGAAAAAGCAGCUAUACUUGCAAAGAUGAUGGUGUUUGAGAUAAGAGGCGAACCAACACUUCUGAAAGAGUUCUAUCAGAUCAUAGUCGAUAUCUUUGAGGAUGAGUCUUUCAGCUGCACCGAAUUGACGGUAAGAAUGGAACAUCCAUUUUUGGUGGGUACGCGCUCUUCAGAGGUGUCUAUUCGUCGCAAAUUGAUGUCUAUUCUUAAUCAAAGUUUGGAAAAGGAUAUCAGCAAACGCCUCUACUAUGUAAUUAGAGAGCAAAACUGGGAGUUUUUAGCCGACUAUCCAUGGUUGAACCAAGCAUUGCAACUUUUAUUUGGGCUGUUUGAUAUGAAUGAGCGUAUUGAGCUUACUGAUGAGGAAAACAAAUUGCCACCUCUUCGGGAGCAUCGGAAAGAUGAAGAUAGAGAAGAAGAAAAGCUCGAAGAGAAUAUUGAUGAAGACUCAAUGGAUGUUGACACUGACAGCUCGGAUUUGAACAACCUCCUUGCAGUUCACCAGAAAUUCCUCACUGAAGUUGCACUGAUAACCGCAGCUGCUAUUCUUGAGCCCCUCAUCGAUUUGUUUUAUCAAAGCACCGAGACAGUGCAUCGUUUAUGGACAUGCGUCUUCCCUCUUGCUUUCCAGUCAAUUCCACGGUCUGAGCACUUAGACUUCACUCGCUGCUUAGUCGUCUUGCUUUCGAAAGACUAUCACACUCGCCAGGUUGAUAUGAGACCCAAUGUUGUCCAGAUGAUUCUCGAAGGAGUAUCCAAAUGCAGUGAGCUUCAACUUCCACCUGUUGCUAUUGAAUGCUUAACAAGCAAUUUUAACGCUUGGGCUCAAGGAAUGCAGAUAUUAGAGAAUAUCGAAGAACUGUCCGUGAACGGAAAUGCAGAUGUUCGCGAGGUCACUCAAGAUGCGCUUUGCAAACUUUAUACAACUCUUAAGGAGGACGAUAUGUUUUACGGUUUAUGGAGACGGAGAGCAAAGUAUGCCGAAACCAUAUCUGCUCUUUCGCACGAGCAAAUUGGAUCCUGGCAGAAAGCUCAGCAACUUUACGAAAAUGCGCAGAUCAAAGCUCGCAGUGGGGCAUUGCCUUACAGCCAGUCAGAAUACUCAUUGUGGGAGGAUCAUUGGAUUCUUUGCGCCGAGAAGUUGCAGCAAUGGGAUAUCCUCACAGAACUCGCAAAACAUGAAGGUUUCUCCGAUCUCUUGUUGGAAUGUGGUUGGCGUGUUGCUGAUUGGAAUGCCGAUCGUGAUACACUAGAGCAAACUGUCAAGAGCGUGAUGGACGUGCCUACCCCUCGUCGUCAAGUCUUUGAGACUUUCUUGUGCUUGCAAGGUUUCGGUCAGAAGAAGGAGACAUUGCAAGAUCUCUCCAAACUCUGUGACGAAGGAAUUCAGCUUGCAUUAAAGAAAUGGCAUGGUCUCCUGCCAAAGUUUGGUGACGCACACAUUCCGUUGCUUCACGUCUUCCAGCAAUACGUUGAAUUCAUGGAGGCAAGUCAAGUGUACGCAAGUUUGGUUUCAACAGAUGCACAAAACUUGGAUGUGAAAUCACAAGAGCUCAAGAGAGUGUUGCAAGUGUGGAGAGAAAGAUUACCGAAUACUUGGGAUGAUAUCAACAUUUGGAAUGACCUUGUGACUUGGAGACAACACGCUUUCCAAGUAAUAAACAAGGCAUACAUGCCUUUUAUUCCAAUGUUGCAAUCAAAUUCCGACGGAAAUGCCAACUCACAUGCUUACAGAGGUUUCCACGAAAUCGCAUGGGUGAUCAAUCGUUUUGCUCAUGUUUGCAGAAAACACAAUAUGCCUGAGGUCUGUGUGAACCAACUCACAAAGAUUUAUCAAUUACCGAACAUUGAGAUCCAAGAAGCUUUCUUGAAAUUGAAGGAGCAAGUUAAGUGCCACUACCUGAAUCCUAACGAGCUCAAUACUGCCUUGGAUGUCAUUAGAAACACCAACUUGGUUUAUUUUGCUACACAGCAAAAGGCAGAGUUCUUCACUCUCAAGGGUGUGUUCUUGAGUAAAUUGAAUCAAAAGGAGGAAGCCAAUAAAGCAUUUGCCACAUCAGUGCAGAUUGAUCUCAAUUUGCCCAAAGCUUGGGCUGAGUGGGGUGUGUUUAACGACAAGCGUUACAAGGAAAAUCCAAAUGACUUGGUUUAUGCUAACAACGCAAUUUCGUGCUACUUGCAAGCUGCUGGGCUUUACAAGAAUGGCAAGACUAGAAAGCUCUUGGCCCGUAUUUUGUGGCUUAUAAGUCUCGACGAUGCAUCCGGAACUUUGGCUCAAGCAUUUGAAAACUUUAAGGGUGAAGUUCCUGUUUGGUAUUGGAUUACUUUCAUUCCUCAGCUCCUUACGUCAUUGUCUUACAAAGAAGCCAAGUUGUCUCGCCAGAUUCUUAUAAGGAUUGCGAAGAGCUUCCCACAAGCAUUGCAUUUCCAACUCAGAACAACUAAGGAGGAUUAUGCCGCUAAACAACGUCAAUUUAUGGAGUUGAACAGACUGAAGAGCGGUGCAAGUGCCUCAAGUGAUGCAAAGGAUGAAGGCGAAGAAGUCAAAAAUGAGUUGUCAGAGGAGAGCAAAAAGGAUGAGGACAGUAUUAGCAAAGAAAACGACGCUGGUGAUGCUUCAGAAAAUGGCAAAUUACCAGGGGCUAGCAGCGCUGUCCGUCGCUCAUGGGAGUAUGUGGAUGAGAUUAUGGGAAUACUCAAAACCGCUUAUCCACUUCUUACUCUCUCUCUUGAGUCAUUGGUGGACCAAAUCAAUCAACGAUUCAAGUGCACAGCAGAUGAGGAUGCUUACCGUUUGGGAGUUGCUUUGCUCAAUGAUGGUGUUCAAUAUCUCAACAGAAUUGGCAACCCUCGUGAGGAUGCUAAGUUGCCGCAUGUCACUGAAGUCAAUAUUACUCGUUUCGCGGAGACAGUUCUUCCAAAGCAAAUCAGAGCCGAAUUUGAGCAGGAUUUGGUGGUAAGCAAGCCCAAUUUGGAGUCAUACAUCACCAAAUUGAGGAAGUGGAGAGAUAGAUUGGAGCAAAAAUUGGAUAACCGGUUCAGCGAGGUCAACCUCGAGAAUUUGUGCCCUCAUUUGAGUGAGUUCCAUCAUCAAAAAUUCGAAGAUAUCGAGGUUCCUGGUCAAUAUCUUGCUAACAAAGACAACAAUGAUCACUUCGUGAAGAUCGAGCGCUUCUUGCCCACAAUUGAAUUGAUUCGUGGAACGAAUGCAUGCUACAAGAGGAUCAAAAUCCGCGGCCACAACGGAAGCCUACACAGUUUCACUGUGCAAUUUCCUGCCGCGCGCCAAUGCCGCCGUGAAGAGUGUUUAUUCCAACUCUUCCGUAUAUUCGACGAUAACUUGUCGAAGAAGGUCGAGUCUCGUCGUAGAAACAUCCAUUUCACGCUUCCUAUUGCUAUUCCAUUGUCUCCUCAUAUUCGAAUUGUCAAUGAUGAUUCCCGGGACAUUAGCAUGCAAAAGGUCUACGAGGACUUCUGUUUCAAGAAUGGUAAGAACCGUGAUGAGCCAUUUAUCUACACCAUUGAAAAACUCCGCGCCGCUUAUGAUCCACGCUUGCCUAAGCCAGACAUCAUGAGCAUUAGAGUCGAAAUUUUGAGUGCAAUUCAAUCUCUUUUGGUCCCUUCUACGGUUCUUAAAAACUAUUUCAUGGACCUUUACCCAAGUUUCGAAGACUUCUGGCUAUUCCGCAAGCAGUUCACUGCGCAGUACGCCUCGUUUAUUUUCACAACAUACACCAUGUGCAUUAACACUCGUCAACCACAAAAAAUCUAUGUCAAUCGUGGAUCUGGAAGUGUGUGGACUUCCGAUAUGUUGCCUUGUAAGAUUGCAAGCAAAACUGCUUCACUUGAUGGAUCUAGCGGUGGUAGACCAGCUCCCUUGUUUUACAAUGCAGAAAUGGUUCCAUUCCGCUUGACGCCAAACAUUCAAAAGUUGAUUGGCGAAUCAGGUAUUGAGGGCAUUUUGGCCAUCUACAUUUUGGUCAUUGCUCGUGCAUUGACUGAGCCAAAGUCAGACUUAGACCAGUAUUUGACCAUCUUUGUUCGUGACGAAGUGGUUUCUUGGUGCACACAACAAGACCCACCAAGACCCGUGCCACAAGACAGUCAACUCAGAGAGAUUGUUACCAUCAACGUUGACCUCAUCAUUAAGAGAAUCUUGUCGAUGGCACAUUCCUCUGCUGGAUCUGCUGUUAGCUCGCAGAGUGUAUUGGACCUUAUUGCUCAAGCAGUAAACCCACACAAUCUCGCUGCUGCUGAUACAUUGUGGAUGGCUUACUUCUAA